CUGCUACAAAAAAAACUGUUGUUGUUCUUCGAGUUUCGUUCUGUUACUGUUCGUUGGUUAAAACUAAAUUUAUUGUUCUUUAAUUCCAGAAAAGUCCUCACAUCAUUGUGCUGUUACUAUAAUUAGGCUACAAGUAAGAAUAUCCGCCUUCAGUUAAAAAUUGUAGCCUGAUAGAUUUUUUAUUUGAUUGAAAUAAGCGAAAUUGAGGAUCUAGGCCAUAAACCUAAUCAGACAACAGAGGGAUCCGAUUAGGCUAACUCAAAUUCAGCCCCAAUGUUGGAAGUUACCUGCAAUGACAGAUUGGGAAAGAAGGUGAGAGUAAAAUGCAAUCCCGAUGACACUAUUGAAGACUUGAAAAAAUUAAUUGCAGCACAAACUGGUACACGAUGGGAUAAAAUUGUACUUAAAAAGUGGUACACAAUAUUCAAGGAUCAUAUCAAACUACAAGAUUAUGAAAUACAUGACGGAAUGAACCUCGAACUUUACUAUCAAUAAGUGUCUGUCAACUAAGAACUGAAGCAAACUUUUGUAUCUACUGUAAUUUUAAUUUAUGUAAGUAAUUAAAGUGGUAAUUUUUUUAAUUUCA
Molecule: messenger RNA, 586 nt
Organism: Macrosteles quadrilineatus (aster leafhopper)
Lineage: Eukaryota; Metazoa; Arthropoda; Insecta; Hemiptera; Cicadellidae
Gene: ubl
Product: ubiquitin-like protein 5
Exons: 3
Coding region: 274-495 (73 amino acids)
Biological process (GO): protein modification process; mRNA splicing, via spliceosome
Cellular component (GO): nucleus; cytoplasm
Molecular function (GO): protein tag activity; protein binding
Source: RefSeq, a predicted model, not a curated record